UUUAAUUAAUCAUUCAUUAAUUAAAUAUAUCAUUCAUUUACAUGAAAUCAUUCGCUAGAAAAAUUCAAAUACAUACUGAAUUUUAAAUUCAAGUAGAUCCGGAUGCGGUGUCACACUUUGUGUGGAGGAGUAUUUUUUAGGUUCAACAGGUGGUUAGAGAGGGCUAUUGUUGGUGUGUUGGAGAUGGCAAAACUAUUAACGUUUGGUCGGAUCCAUGGCUUCCAGACGCUUUAAACUCCAAAAUGUCUUCUGAUUUGUUUGAUGGGUUGGAGGAGCUUAAAAAGGUUAGUCUUAUCUCUUUGAGGGGUGGCAGUUGGGAUAAAGACCUUCUGGAGGAGCUCUUUAAUGGUAGGGAUGUUGAGUUAAUUAGAAGGAUUCCUUUGAGCAAGAGAGACGUGCCGGACCGAAUCACGUGGAAGGGAGAGGAAAGUGGCAAGUUCUCUGUCAAGAGCUGCUAUCGGAGGCUAACUGGAGAAUUGAAUCGGGAUGGAUGGGUGGGAUGGACUGCAGUUUGGAAUUGGGAUAUUCUACCCAAAAUUAAAACUCUCUUUUGGCAGAUAUGCAGUGGCACACUUCCCACGACGGCGAACCUUCGGAGGAGACUUGUUGCGUGUGCGGAGCGGUGCGGGUUGUGCGGGGCAGAGGAUGAAUCUCUGAUUCAUCUCUUUGUUUUGUGUCCAGAUGCUCUUAAGGCGUGGGAGUCGGUGGGCUGGAGUUUUGGCUGGAUUCAGGGAUUGAAUUUUUCAGAAUGGCUGCAGCAGGUGUUUGACAGUAACAAAGGGGAUGAGUUACGUAAAGUGGCUUGGGGUUGCUGGGGAAUCUGGUCUGAACGCAACAGGCGGGUGUGGCAGGGUGAGCACCUUGAUCCACAACAGUUUAUGCACAAAGUGUGGGGUUUUGUGGACAGUUGGCAAGCGGCUGAUGUACUUGUAUUUUACGCACUUUUUAGGCUUAGUUUGUCGUUAAUUUUAGUUAUUAAAAUUCUACGUUUGUACAUAUUUUUAUAAUUUGUCGUUAGUUUGUACUUGUGCAGUCCUACACGGGUAUUUUGUAUUUUCAGGUACUUUUGAUGCUAUUUGGAUACAUUAGAGUGAACAAAAGAAGAAAAUAAAAGUUCAACUUGGAGGUCAAUAAAAGUGGAAUUUCCUUCAAAAUAAAUAAGGAGUAAUUGAAGAAAAGAAGCAAAAAUAAAAAUGGUGGAGCUGGGAUUCGAUCCCCGGAGAAAGGGUAGAAGAAUGUCUACUACAACCAGUGUGUUAAGUGAUCAAUAUUGUACAUAUUCAGCUGGCAAUUGUUAUAUUCCUUCUGAACGCGGCAAAGAAAAGAACAAAAUGUUGAAGCCUAGAAUCGAUCCCACAAUCUCCGAGUUUUCCACUGAAACGCUUGUCCAUUGAGCUACCUAUCACUGUUGGAACUUUACUGCGCUUUGUUCUACAUAAACUCAUCUGUUUCGUAAAUUCCAGCAAUUAAUGAUUAAUCACCUUAUCAUUAUAUUGCCUUAAUCCAUCUUCCUCCACACAUAAGCUCGGACCAACUUCUCUCUAAACAUCCCAGAAACAUUUCCUCCUCCUUCUCUCUUCAUUUCUCAACCCCAAAUCAUCAACCCAUCUUUAACCAUAACUAAUCACUUUCUCAUCCAAGAUUAAGUCAAGAUUAGCAUCAAAGCUCCAAGGAUUGUCAUCUAUCACAAGUUUGAUCUUCCUUAUUGUAAC
Messenger RNA from Cuscuta europaea, 1712 nucleotides. NCBI's taxonomy places the organism in Eukaryota, Viridiplantae, Streptophyta, Magnoliopsida, Solanales, Convolvulaceae. The record is from the annotation of a GenBank genome assembly.